Paralichthys olivaceus (Japanese flounder) is the source of this 1947-nucleotide messenger RNA. Its product is annotated as T-cell surface glycoprotein CD3 epsilon chain. Gene Ontology annotation, cellular component: external side of plasma membrane; alpha-beta T cell receptor complex. The record is from RefSeq and is a predicted model, not a curated record. Gene Ontology annotation, biological process: cell surface receptor signaling pathway; positive thymic T cell selection. NCBI's taxonomy places the organism in Eukaryota, Metazoa, Chordata, Actinopteri, Pleuronectiformes, Paralichthyidae. Gene Ontology annotation, molecular function: transmembrane signaling receptor activity.
CGAGCAGGCAGACUGAUGUUUGUAUCUUGAAGCUACUUUCUCACAUCUGCUCUAUACAAUAAUAACAUAUAGAAGCUCAGAACAGAAUCAGGGGUCGUCUGAUGAAAAUCAACACCAUGGAUGUCCGGGCAGUCAUCGCCAUGACGCUCCUCCUGUAUGUAGCUGCCGAUGACAGCGAGCCUGUAACAUUCGAGGGGGAAUAUUUCACAAUGAGGUGUCCAGGAGAACAGAAAUUGUUCAAGGAUAAUAGUGAUGCGAACAAUACUGUACAGUACCACGAUCAAACCAAAGGCUUGUAUAGAUGUGAAAAGGGAAAAUAUUUUUUCUACGUGAAAGCAAAUUUGUGUUUAAAUUGUUUCAACCUGGACGGAGCUUUGUUCGCUCAGGUCAUCGCUGUGGACAUGACCGGGACGAUAAUUCUGAUGAUAGUCAUCUAUAGGUGCACCAAGAAACGCUCAGCUGGAUCUACAAACACCUCAAAAGCACCUGCUCGUGCAGUAGGCCGUGCACCACCUGUCCCAUCUCCUGACUAUGAGCCACUGAACCCGCACACUCGCGCCCAGGACCCUUACUCUAUUGUGAACAGGACGGGAUAAAGUCACAUGACCUGACUGCACCAGGACACUGGUUUAAAGGCUGCACCGACAAAAGCAUUAACACCAUGCUCCCAGUUUGUGCAGCGGUGACCUGGAAUCUAGUUUGUGGGAUUUUCAGUAUUUGCAAAUUAUACUGAAAAACUACUUUCCUCUCCAGAAAUCAUCCCUAAAGAAACCAUCAACAGCGUGUAUAGAUUCAGGGGAAUGUUCACAUUGCUUUUGUGUGUUGCUGUAGAUUUGUUGCAGUCAUUUACAACCUGAGGGUACUUCAGCAGCUCAGCUUAUUUGAAACUGACUAAUUGUCAUGUUCAUGAUCAUGUUUAGGAAGGAAAAUAAUUACAAAAAUAACAUGGAAUUGCAAAAUUGGUACACUGCUAAUCUCAAAUGUGUUUAUUGUAACAAAAAUAAAGAGAGUUUUCUCCGGGAUCAGCUGUAAUUCCUUGACACAGAGUCCAUGGAAACAAGUCAUCAGAAUGCCUAGACAAAGCUCAAUGACGGACCUUUAAAAGAAAGGAAAUCUACUGGUUUUCUUUGCUGUGAAAUGAAACUGAACAGUUUUAUAAACCCGUUAUAUCAAUAGCUAUUGAAAGAGAGGGGACAGUGAAGAGGAACAGGAACAAAUCCUGCGCAGGACUCAGGUUAAGCGUGGUGCAGCAGGCAGAGGCAGUUCAAGACGUAUAAAUUCUGCUGUGGAGAUUAAGUGUUGUUGUUCAUCAACACUGGCCUCCGACCUCAUCACACAGAACUCUGUUGAUAUCUUCGUCGAUGUGUUCUGCAUGUGUGGCCCCGCAUUUUCAUACUGAAAUUUUUUUUACAUUUUUGCGUCAGUCGUGCGUUAACCUCGUCAACUCACACACUGGAUCUUCUGCUCUGCAUCGGCUCCUUCUGACUUUCUGCGGAUCUUUCCGCUCAGUCCCCUGGUAAAAAAGACUGCAAGAAGUCCGAAGGCUCUCACUCGGACAUUUGUAUUCAAACAUACAGCCUCUAUGGAGAAUGUCCCGAGGAUCUGCUGAGUUCAGAGCAUGUCUGAAAGCAGCUUAACAUAACUAAGAUGCUUUCAGACAUAUCAGACAUUUCAGACAGAUCGUGUUUAACCACAAAGAGUAAACUCAGUUUAGUGGAUUAUGUGUCCAGGUUGUGAGCCCUUUUAGAAAGGCAGUGUAGUAUAUGUCAGAUAAAAAAAAGCUUGAGAACAAGCGCUGUCAACUAAUUUGGAAGAAAUAUUUGAAAGCGGUGAGCAACACAGGUUUACUUUCAUGUCUGUUGUAUCUGUGUGAAGCCAGAAAUCUCUCUCUUGUUCUUUAAUAUCCACUCACCCCUCUGUGCGGUCCUGCAAUCCAAUUCAACUGUU